This is a messenger RNA of Dictyostelium discoideum AX4, 1623 nucleotides long. RefSeq lists its product as hypothetical. Gene Ontology annotation, cellular component: membrane. The coding region runs from base 1 to 1623 and encodes 540 amino acids. The record is from RefSeq and is a predicted model, not a curated record. NCBI's taxonomy places the organism in Eukaryota, Evosea, Eumycetozoa, Dictyosteliales, Dictyosteliaceae. The transcript has 3 exons.
AUGAUGGAUGAAAAUAAUAAUAAUAAUAAUAAUAAUAAUAAUAAUAAUAAUAAUAUUAAUAAUAAUAAUAGUGGAUCAGAAGAAGGAGUUUAUACACCAGAAUCAACAAAUAGUGAUUAUAGUGUUUAUUCAUCAAUUGAUAGUACUACCGCUCAUUUAUUAGAUAAAAAUCAAAUACCAUUAUUAAGAGAUGUUGAAAUAGAAAAUAAAGAUGAUUUAUAUAAUUUAUUAGAAAUAUCUGGUAAUAAAGAACAAGAUGAAGUAUUUAUAAAGAAAUUUGGUUUAAAAUCAAUUGGAACAUUUGGAGGAAUUUGUUUAUUAAUUGGUAAUUGUACAGGACCUGGUAUGGUUAAUAUAAGUUAUGAAUUUCAACAAGGUGGUUGGAUAUUAACAUUUAUUGGAUAUUUAUUAAUGUUGAUUUUAAGUAGUUUGGCAGGUUUAUUCAUAAUUGAAUCAAUGUCAACAAUACCUGGAAAUAGUAAAUUCCAAUUAAGAGUAGAGUUUACAAUGAUAUGUAGAUUUUAUUUUGGAAAGUUUGGUUAUAUAUUAUCACAAAUUUUUAUAAAUGCUAGUUUAUUAAUUUCAAAUAUAGCUUCAAUUAUAAUUUGUGCACAAGUUAUGGAUAGUAUAAUAUUAUUUAUUUUUAAAAAAACAUGUGGAGUUUCAUUUACAAAUGGGUGGAUUUGCAUUGGUGAAGUAGAUAUCAUCACUGUUGAACAGUCUUCACCAUUCUCUGAAUACAUGUUUUUCACGUUGGGUUAUUUAUCGAUUAUAGCCAUUAUUGUACCAUUAGGAUUCUUAAAUUUAAAUGAUAAUAUAAUAAUUCAAGUAGCAUGUGUUGGUAUAAUGUUGGUGAUUGUUGGUAGCUGGAUUGUGAUUUUCAUUAUGUUGGGUUUGCAUGCGGAUAAUUUGCCACCCAUUGGCACAAUGGGCGGUAUUUCACAAAUUAUGGGUAAUUGUAUGUUCAAUUAUGCAUAUAUUACAACUAUACCAUCAUGGGUGAAUGAAUCAAAGCCAAGUGUGAAUGUGAAGAAAUCAAUAUGGAUAUCAUCAUCAAUUUCAACGGCGAUAUUCAUAUUGGUGGGGGUCUUAGGGGGGUUGGCAUUUGCAAAUAUGUCUACUGAAUCUGAUAUAUUAAGUUUAAUCAAUUCAAGUAAUCGUUCAAAUUUAUUUUCAAAAUUUACAGUUUAUUUAUUCCCUUUUAUAGUACUAGCAUCGAGUAUACCUGUAUUUAGUAUUAUUGUACGUUAUAAUUUAACUCAGAAUAGGUUAUUGUCACCUUGUUAUGCUAAUUUCAUAGCGAUAUUGUUACCCUGGAUUAUUGUAAUACCAUUUCAAACUGGAAGUUGGUUAAAUAAUAUUUCAAAUUAUUCAAGUUUAUUCUUUGGUUCAAUUGCGAAUUUUAUAAUACCAUUUGCAUUAUAUUUAAAAUCAAUUCAAUUUAAAAAUACAAAUCAUUCAAAUCUUUCUACUGAUCAAAAAUUAAUUUUAACUGAAAUAUCUUAUGAAACUGUUGAUUGGGAAGAAAAUAAUUAUAUUAUUACUCAUUUUAAAACUUUUUCAUUUUUCCCAGCAAAAUAUUCAAAAUUAAUAGCUCAAUUGUCUUUAUCAUUACUUUUUUAA